Photinus pyralis (common eastern firefly) is the source of this 1164-nucleotide messenger RNA. Its product is annotated as flocculation protein FLO11-like. Bases 53 to 1093 code for a protein of 346 amino acids. Lineage: Eukaryota; Metazoa; Arthropoda; Insecta; Coleoptera; Lampyridae. The record is from RefSeq and is a predicted model, not a curated record. The transcript is spliced from 3 exons.
CAACCCUCCCCUUGUAUGCACAUUACAAGGAAGCUCCGAAGCUAAGUAAAUCAUGCGGCUAAAAAUUAUAGUUACUUUGUUGUCCAUAAGCGGAGGAAUAAUCUGUGCUCAAGCUCUUCAGUGCCAAUACUGCAGAGGAAACGCCUGCAAUCAAAAUGACGUACCAAGGCUGGAUUGUGAUGACCAAGUUAGCACCUUACCAUACAAUUUCCAUGUUAACUCAAAUUUUGAAAAUCCAAUAAAAGCUUGCCUCGAGUUAGAAUACACGAAAGGACUCCGAAGGAUACCCAUCAGGCAAUGCUUACUGCUCUCUGCCGAGAACAACGUGUGCAAUGAAAUUCAGUUUUCCUUGCCCUCGUCAGUGAGGUUGGAAAAAUGCAACGUAAGGCACAAACGUGACGCUGAAGAGGAAACCACCCACGUUCUGGGGACUACUACAACGGAAACGGUUUUGGAAGAUGGAAGCACUGUUGCAUCUACAACCACGGCACCCUCGACAGCGGACGCAGCUACCUCUACCUCACUGACGUCCACCUCACCUGUAAUUGCCCCCGAUGAAUCCCCGGAAGCAAGAACCGUAACUCAGUUUACCGAAGUUGCAACACUGUCUAACGAAAUUCCUAAAGCGAUCGAACCCGUUACUGAAAUGACCACGGUAAUAAACCCGUCCACAGCAGGAGCACCAAUUGAGUCAUCAAUUGCACCUGCGAAAGAGACCACUGUAGUGGAAGUUCCAAAAGCAGCCGCAUCAAUUGAACCACCUGUUACGCAAGACACCAAAGUAGUAGAAAUUCCCAAAGCAGUCGCAACAAUUGAACCGUCAAUUGCACUUGUUACGACAGAGACCAAAAUAUCAACAUCAAUUGCACCUGUAACAGAAAAGACCACAAUAGCAGAAGCCCCGAAAACGGCCGCGUUAAUUGCUAGCUCAUCCACGACCACCGUUAGGGCACAAACCACAACAUCUCCAUCGCACGUAGCUGUUAAACAUGGAAUUACCACUUCGACUAUGAUGACAACAACACCUGGGGGAAGCUCAAGGAUAUAUCUCUCACUUGCCACACUUUUUACAAUCGUUAUUUAUGUGCUAUGAAGCUAAGUUGUACAAAACUGUUACAAGCACCGAAUUGCACAGAAGUUUAGUACCCAUUCAGAAAUUAUGUU